CGUAUUCCGUCUCCUUCCCAACCUUUGCUGCGCCGGUUCUACCUGAUCCAUCACCACAGAGGGACAGGACAUCGGCUCGUUUUUUUUCUCUCCCUUUCUUGUCUCGUCCUUGCGUCGCGCGCAUACCAACUUCAGCUUUCGCCGCUCGUCUCGUGCGGUUUCGUCAUCAUGAGAACCGCCCUCACUCUCUCCCUGGCGGCUGUCGCCAACGCUGCCUCUUUCAGCGUCGGCACCAUCCAUGACAGGUCCGCUCCUAUCCUCAGCUCCAUCGAGGCCGAGACCAUUCCGGACUCGUACAUCAUCAAGUUCAAGGACCACGUUGAUGAGACUGCUGCGUCUGAUCAUCACACCUGGAUCCAGAACAUCCACAGCCAUGGCGAGCAGGAGCGCCUGGAGCUGCGAAAGCGCUCCACUCCCUUCACAGACAAGACCUUUGCUGGUCUGAAGCACACCUUCAACAUUGGCAAGGGCUUCAAGGGCUACGCCGGCCACUUUGACGAGUCCGUCAUUGAGCAGGUCCGGAAUCACCCCGACAUCGAGUUCAUCGAGCGAGACACCCUCGUCCACACCAUGAUCCCCGUCCAGAACCAGGACGCCGUUUCUGAGUACAAGUGCGACGACGGCAAGACUGAGACCUCGGCUCCUUGGGGCCUUGCCCGUAUCUCUCACCGUGAUACUCUCAACUUUGGUACCUUCAACAAGUACCUUUACUCCGCCGAUGGUGGUGAGGGUGUUGAUGCCUACAUCGUCGACACUGGCACCAACAUCGACCACGUCGACUUUGAGGGUCGCGCUCAUUGGGGCAAGACUGUCCCUGCCGGCGAUGCUGAUGAGGAUGGCAACGGUCACGGCACUCACUGCUCUGGUACCGUCGCCGGUAAGAGGUACGGUGUUGCCAAGAAGGCCAAUGUCUACGCCGUCAAGGUCCUCCGAUCCAACGGCUCUGGUUCCAUGUCCGACGUCGUCAAGGGUGUCGAGUUCGCUGCCACCAGCCAUCUCGAGCAGGCCCAGAAGGCCAAGGACGGUAAGCGCAAGGGCUUCAAGGGCUCCGUCGCCAACAUGUCUCUUGGUGGUGGCAAGACCCAGGCUCUCGAUGCCGCUGUCAAUGCCGCUGUCCGCACUGGUGUUCACUUCGCCGUCGCUGCUGGUAACGACAACGCUGAUGCUUGCAACUACUCCCCCGCCGCCGCCGCCGAGCCCGUCACUGUCGGUGCCUCUGCUCUCGAUGACAGCCGUGCUUACUUCUCCAACUACGGCAAGUGCACUGACAUCUUCGCCCCCGGCCUGAACAUUCAGUCCACCUGGAUUGGCUCCAAGUACGCCAUCAACACCAUCUCUGGUACCUCCAUGGCCUCUCCUCACAUUGCUGGUCUCCUCGCCUACUACCUGUCUCUCCAGCCCGCUGAGGACUCUGAGUACGCCAUGGCCUCCAUCACCCCCAAGAAGCUCAAGGAGAACCUCAUCUCCAUUGCCACCGAGAACGCUCUGUCCGACAUUCCCUCUGACACCCCCAACCUGCUUGCCUGGAACGGCGGUGGCUGCAGCGACUACAAGAAGAUCGUCGAGGCUGGUAGCUACCAGGUCAACAAGGCUUCUCCUUCUUCUCCCGCCAAGCAAAUCAAGGAUGCCGUCGAGCAGGAGAUUGGUGUCGUCUCUGGCAAGGUCAAGGAGUUCGGCUCCAAGGCUGAGAAGUUCUCCAAGAAGAUCCAUAACCUCGUUGAUGAGGAGCUUGAGCAGUUCCUCAAGGAAAUCAACAUGUAAGAACUUAACAUCAUGAGGACUUUAUCAUGAUUUAGAGCUUUGGUUACGCGUUUUUGUUGGGAAUACGGAUGGGCAUUCGGUCGCUGGGUUUUGUUUUGCGUCUCGGUCUUCGUGUGGCUGCAUGAUCGAUGGGGCUGUCUCAUUGAAGAGGCCGUGUAUCAAUUCUGGCUCGCCGGCCAGUGGAUGUGAGCGGCCUGGGUUCAUUGUUUGGUCUCGUGCAUAUGAUAAGAAUACACUUUGUUUGCAAUUUUGUUGAACUGUG
Molecule: messenger RNA, 2023 nt
Organism: Fusarium vanettenii 77-13-4
Lineage: Eukaryota; Fungi; Ascomycota; Sordariomycetes; Hypocreales; Nectriaceae
Exons: 2
Coding region: 169-1761 (530 amino acids)
Biological process (GO): proteolysis
Molecular function (GO): serine-type endopeptidase activity
Source: RefSeq, a predicted model, not a curated record